Molecule: messenger RNA, 4486 nt
Organism: Porites lobata
Lineage: Eukaryota; Metazoa; Cnidaria; Anthozoa; Scleractinia; Poritidae
Source: the annotation of a GenBank genome assembly
ACUUGUUGAAAUCUCCCCUUGAAAUCAGAAGAUUUCCUACGGUUGUCGAAGUAGUUUGGCAUUGCUCCCACAACAAAGAAUUGUUAAUAUCAAUAUUUUAAAGAGACGAUACCCACGAUAGCAUGUAGGAGCAUACAUGAAGUGAAAAUUGAAGGAAGUCUCCGAAGGCACAAUGAAGAAAACCUAUAUCCCUCGUGGCAAUGAGUGGGUUUCUACAAGCCAAAUUGAUAAUCUGUGGGAAUUUAUGAAAGCAGUAAGUAAUUAUACAGUGGACCAAAAUGGACUACUAUGAGCGUUCAUUUGUUAGUAUUUGAUUUGUUUAUUGUUGCAUUUAUCAUUCACAGACCUGCCAAACCCUGAUAAAGGAAAAUCAAGAGACCUAUGAAAAAAAAAAAAAAUUGGAGAUUCUACAAAAAGUAGCGAGAUUCUACUUUUCCCCAGAUCAAGAUUAAACGAAAUAAUUUUCCAUUAGGGGAAUUAGCUGUUACCAGCUUGCUUUAUUUUUGGGCCCUCUUUUAAUACCUUUGAUGAUUGUAUCUAUGAGGACAGGGAUGAGGGCAGCACUUGGACGAAACUUACAGCAAUUAAGUGGUCGUUUCUUCUGGAUAAGCUAACGUCUCGGCCAAAAUGUUAGACUGGUUCCAUCGGGGUUAAACAGGCACUAGCAUUUCAAGAAAUUUCUUUUUUUUUUUCAGCAAGAUAGCAUUUCAAUUCAGAAUUAUAUUCCCCAAAAACCGUGAGUUUGUCUUGUGCUGAGGCCGUGAGAAAGGUAAAAAAUCUCGAGACUAACGGCAGAAUUGUGAGGGUUGGCAGGUCUGCAUUUAUUAGGAGUAGCCCCCAAGCUUUGGCUUUCUAGCCGAAGAAAACAGAAGAUGUUUCGCAAGGCCACUAUUGGUUUCCCCACAAAAUGACAAGGAAACCAGGCCAUGGCAAGGUAGCAAAAUAUUGUCUUUUGGUAAGAUUUCCAUACAGCCCGCACCUGGCUCUUUUCUCAGGCUACAAAGUUUUUAAAAAGUUAGCGAGACUUAAGAUAUUUUUUCAUUUAUUACUAACAUAUAUUCAAAUGAUUUUUUGCCAGGUGGACUGGACUGAACAUUGGUUAAUCGGACUGAUAACUUUUCAUGCCCUAACUUUCUUGUGUAUAUUAACAACCAGAAAAUGGUUACAUUUUCAAGUUAUUCUGUUCUUGUGUUUAUGUGAGUAUUAACUUAAGAACUAAGGAGUACAGAUUUCAAAGUUGUAAAACGAAAAGCAGGGAAUACAAGUUAACAUAAUUAUAUAGGAAACCUGAAUCCAUUUUAAGGAAGCUAACAUUAAACUUCCUCUAGCUUUCUCAUUACAUGAAGUUUAGGGACCCCCUAAGUAGAUUUGACACUCAUCGGCUGGCUAGGCUUGGAACAUCCAUGAAACCAAGAUGGCCGCCCGUAACGCAAAGUGCUCUAUCUCAAUGAUCUUAGAGAAAAACUGGGGACUGUGAGCAGUCUAGGCUUGAAAUAAUGAGAAAACAUUCAUAACUGAAGUGAAUGGAAUAGUCAGAGCGUUGACUUGGGGGUUUCUCAGAGUCACUAAAAAACACUAGGCCAUACACUAGACAAAAUUGAAUAUGCAUUUUAUUCAAUUUUUAAUUUGUAAUGAAUUUUGUCUAUUGUAGUGGGCCUGGCAUUAACAUCAGAGCAGUUAAAUACCCUUGCUGCAAAACAUUGGAGGUUUGUUAAUCUUAUUGUUUUAAGUUACUGCCUCAAUUCUAAUGUUAUUAAAGGGGUGAAAUAAAGCUUUAAGUGACCUCUGAUAAACUAGUUACACCAAAGGAGAAUAAAAAAUAAAAUCAAGGUUCAUGUUGGGAUUUAUCUAAUGCACCCCUUCAAUUGGAUUAUCCGAACGUAAGGUGCUUCCUUUUCAUGGUAUUUUAGCUUUCUGCCAUAAUUCUGCAGCAUUUAAAGUCGUAUUUGAAAUGACCUUAAAUUACCAGAGGUGCUGCACUGCUAAUAAAGCCAGAAAAAGAAGAAAAUAAAAAUAAAAAUACCAUUUUUUAAUGAUUCCAAACAAUUUUUCUUAGUUUAUUUUGUGUAAACUGUGGUGUCAACUUGCUGAUUGUUUAAUUAAUUGCAGGAUGUUUUCCCAGGAGCAGUAUUUUGACUCACAUGGGCUUUUUAUUUCUGUGGUAUAUUCAGGGCCGUUACUUUUCAACUGCUUUCUAAUGACUGUAAGUUUAUUUAUCCAUUUUGUAAUGCAAAGCAGUUUAACCAUAAAAGCAAUAAUCAGUCUAGUUUCUAAUCUCACUCAGUGUCUCUUUCAACACUCAACAACUGCUUGCCCUUCUUGUUGAUGUUACUGCUCGAAAGUAGAUUCCAAUUUUUAACUGAGCCAGAAUAGCUAUUGACUAGCUAGCUAUAGGCUGAGCAAUAAUUAUUGCAGGAUUCUAGUGGUCUGUUUCUUGAAAGCUCAACAUCUUUUGGGCCAAAAGCUAAAUAUUGAAAUCAAAUUCUAAAGAAUAAAAGUGAGGGGUCCUGCUUGACAAACCAGUCUAUUUGUUAACCAAUAGAUUUAUUGGGGAGUAAGUUCGGGGCAGUGGUGGGAGCAGUCACCUCCCAACAAUGUGGCCUGGGUUCGAAUCCUGGGGUCGGCACCAUAUGUGGGUUGAGUUUGUUGAUGGUUCUCUCCUGUUCUUCAAGAGGUCUUUCUCUGGGUACUCUGGUUUUCCACUCUCCUCAAAAACCAACACUUUCAACUUCCAAUUCGUUCUGGAAUGCACAGAUACAUUUCAGUGAGUCCUUAAGAAUUCGUAAGUUUUCUGUGGGUAAGCAAAUUACAAUUUUUUUUUUCAUAUUUUCUGCUAAACUAUUAAAACCGUUAUUGAAACUUUAAUCUUAAAUGUAAAUAAAACAGCUUUCAUGGCCCAGUAAUUACCAGGACUUUUGAAAAAUGGACCCCAGUGUGCGUGAAGCAUUCUACAAAUUUGUUGAUUCCAAAUUGAUAAGUUAAUAUUAUUGCCUUCGUUGUUUUUUCUUAUUGAUAUGUGCCUGGUUUUAGGCCAUUUCCUACUUCCAGAAACCCUGACUUUGACAGUGAGGCUAAGUGGUAAACCUUGCUUGUAAAAAUAAACUUCACUUCCAUGAGAGUAAAAAGUCAUUUUCAAAUCUAAAGCUUAAUUUGCAUUUACCCUGAUAUUAAAACAGAGGCUUGUGGUAACUCAGAAAUGGACUUUUGACAUGUUUAGUCAAAUAUGGACUCAGUAAUUUUGCGUUAUGAUAUCAUUUAAAGGUGUUAUGUUAUCAAAUUAGUACAAGACAUAUUUAAGUUUUUAAAACUGUAGGUUCUGUGGCUUUGGACAGCUGGAAAAAUGCUGAUAGUAGUUAAGAGAGGUCAGCUAAAAGAACAGAGAAAAAAGGAAGCUGAGGAGAAAAAAGUCAAGUAAACGAGGUAUCACCAGCGUUUAUUAGAAUAACCUUUAGCAUUAAUAAAUGGUGACCUAAUAUCUACAGCUUAUUAGACUGAUACAAAACAUUAAAAGUCGCCCUUUAGCGUCAUGCAUUUUUAUUAUUUUAAACACAAAUCGUUAUCCAGAUUUUCAGCAGCAUUAACACGUUUCAAUGCUGGAAAGUACAUUUUCGUGGACCAAGAUUUAACAGUUAUUUUUUAAAGUAGCCGACAAAUUAGAGGUGUGUUUUGGGUGUGAGCAAGCUCCCAGUAAAAAAAAAGGGCAUGAUAUAAGAAAUCUGGGCAGCCAGACCUUAACCUAUCCCACAGUUCAGGCAAACAAAUAAAAAAUCCAUCGUAGUUACGUAAGCUUUCAACUUUUAUCCUAGCUUUAAACAGGAACUUGAAAUGUGGCAUUGAAAAUGUUUAACUUAUUCUAUUUCUUUCAGGUUCCUACAUUCAAAGAAAAGGCCAUCACUAUUACGUACAGACUCUUUAAAGUUCGUCAAGAGGAGAUUUAAAGGUGUCAAGUAAAUGUGGUCUUUCUUAAGGAAAAGCAACAAGUUUACAAGUUGGCACCCGCGUUUUAACUAAUCUCAGCUUGGAGAACGAAGAAACAAGAAAAGCCAUUACCUUGUACGUUGCAUUCCAUUACCACAAUUUUCUUCUUCUAGUCGCAUUUCUAGCUACAAGCUAACUAGAGGAACAUGACGCUAAUAAAAAAGAAAAAAUAUUAGAGUAUAUCUUUUGUCAACUUGUAUGCAUGAGGUUAUUUUCAAAUAUUUUCAAAUCUGAGUCAAGUUAUCUUUAGAAUCUUCCUUCUUGUAGACACAGGUCCUUUUAACUGGGUUGAAAUUACUGAAUAACGCACUUGAACAAUUGAUCGCAGACCUUCUUAUCUAAUAUCAUCAUAGGCUGAAUAUGAGAAUACGGGAUUUUUUUUCUCUAUUUUUUUGGGAUGUAUAAUCAUUCAGUCUCUCUAAAACAACAAGCUAUUUGUAGAGUUCUUCGUUCCCUUUAUUAUUUAUAGUCAUACCAGAAAUAUGUACAUAAAAAUAAAGUUGCCGUC